CACACGAUUCUGGCAAUGGCGCUGGCCAAGCCAAGCCAAGCCAUUCAGUCGGGAAAUUUUGUACGAGCUAUGCACACACGGCGGGCGUCAUAAGCGGCGACGGCAGCGACGGCGGCACUAACCAAAGUAAAAACGAAAAGUCGUAGUACCUUUCACGUUCACGUUCACGCUUACCGCCAGCUACUCUACUGUGCUCUGCUCUGCUCUGCUCUGUUCAGUUCAGUUCUGUUCAGUUUAGUUCGCUUCGGUUUAGCUUUCAGUGGUUUGGCUUUCAGUAUUCGGCGUAAUCUCGGGCAGUACGGACGUGUUGGUGUUGCGCUCCGCUACAAUUUGUUGCACGACUUUAUCGUAACUAGAAAGACGUAAAUUUUGUUCGCACUCUCGCGACUUUGGAAUUUCUUGUGCUAAUGCAAAAUCACCAGCGGCAAAGCUGAGCAUCAUUUUGAAAUUAAAAAAACAAGUUUUUGUGUUCAUUUACGCGUGUGACGAAUUCAUUUGAAUUCUGUAAAAAUGACAAAAUGACAGCAAAACGUGAUAAGGAUUACAACAAAAAUAAAUCUACAGCGGGUGUCGGAUUCUCCGCGUCAAGUUCAACAAAUGGCGGCGCUAUCAAAUCGAUUGGGCUGGUGAGCUCGUCACAAAAUGUAAGCUCGUCGCAGGACAUUAGCAAGCGAACGAACAAACCACUCAUGGAGAAGCGACGACGUGCCCGCAUUAACCAAAGCCUGGCCAUAUUGAAGGCCCUCAUCUUGGAGUCCACCAAGAAUCAGAAUGCAAAGAACGGCGAUGGUCAAGCCAAGCAUACGAAAUUAGAGAAGGCCGACAUUUUGGAGCUGACAGUGCGACACUUUCAGCGCCAUCGCAAUUUGGAUGAUCCAUCUGUAAACAAGUAUAGAGCGGGCUAUACGGACUGUGCAAGGGAAGUGGCGCGUUAUUUGGCGACGCCAGAGCCGCCGCCUUUGGGUAAUAUGCCCACACUGGCGGAGCCGGGCUCAAAGGCGCGUCUGCUGCGUCAUUUGGAUCAAUGCAUAGCCGAGAUUGAUGUGGAGAUUUGCCCGCAAACCAGCAAUGCCAACUUUGCCGAGAGUCCCAACAGCAGCACCAAUUGCUACGAUCUAAACUCUGCUGCCAAUCUGCUCAAGAAAUCCACUGCACAGUCACAGCCCGAAGAGCAUUCGUUGGAUUACAGCAGUCAAGACUCUAAUCCGCUAGACUACAGCAAAGGACUCAAGCUGACAGACGCUGCGCUAAUAGCGCCGCAGUCCACACCCACAAUGGCGCCACAGGAUGAAAACAACAAUCGUGGCCAGCUGCCGCCCACAGCACAAGCGCCGGCAGUUGCCACGCCAACAGCAGCAGCAGCAGUAGCAGCAGUAAAUGGUGUUGCCACUGAGCUGAGCUACGACAGCGAAGCCAACAAACUGGUCUGCGUCAACGUGCUGGAACAAUAUAAACAGCAGUUGAAGGAGGCGGGCGUAGCUGCCACCAACAAUGGCGUGCUGGUGUUGCCACCUCACUAUGUGCAACUGGCGGCGGCUUUGGGGUUGAGCGCUCAGCCCAUGGUGGAUCCCAUAGCUACGCGCACAGACUUCGAGCGUCUGAUAGAGCUGCAGCGCCUGCAGCCGCAUUUGGCGGGCAAGCUGAGUCCCAACUUUGCCGGCAGCUUGGAGGCGGCGCAUGUGGCAGCUGCGGCAGCCGCUGCUUAUGCCAAUAGCGUUGCUGGCAACAGCACUGUGGCCACGGCUAUGCUCACAGAGCGGCCCGCCUCUGUGGCCUCCUCUAUGGCGGCGGGUUCCGUUAGCUCGGGAGUAUCCGACUUGAAGUCUGCGCCAGUUACGCAGCAGUCGUCGCCACGCUCAGAGAGCGGCAUAGGCUCCAAUUCCAAUGAGCUGGAAACACUGGACGCCAGUCCACAGACAAGCAGUGCGGCCAGGCAAGCGCUGCGACUGCGGCAGGAAGAGGAGUAUCGCGCCCAGCACUUAGCAGCCUGCCAGCAGGGCAGCGAUGAGAGCAUGUGGCGACCCUGGUAGACCCUAGUGGAGCUGGAGGAGACGGAGACGGCCUUGUACAGUACCGCUCGUUGGUAUAGCUUUUAUAUACUAAGUAUGCAAAACCUGUAUUUAUGUAUGUAGACUGCGCUAGUUUAUUGCUUUGUUAUGAUUGUUCGCCAACCCACUAACCCUAAAAAUAUAUGUACUAUGUACCACUUACAUAAAAAAUAAAAACUAUUGUUAAGCCUGCUCGUACGAUAUAUGGAAAUUCAAACACGAUGCAUUUCACACUUGUGCCAAUGCUAAGAAAGACUCUAUAAAUGAUAACUAGCAAAACAAAAUGUUUCAAACUAUAUGUGUAAUUCCCUAAGCCCCCCUUCACCCGAAGACACUUGUGUUUCUCUUGUUUAAAUACUAAAAAGAAAAUUAAAAACUAAAUAUUCUUGUGUCAAGUGAUUAUAUACGCUUACUAAACGGGCUUUCGUUUUUUG
This is a messenger RNA of Drosophila busckii, 2482 nucleotides long. RefSeq lists its product as uncharacterized. Gene Ontology annotation, cellular component: nucleus. The transcript has 3 exons. Gene Ontology annotation, biological process: regulation of transcription by RNA polymerase II; regulation of neurogenesis; anterior/posterior pattern specification. NCBI's taxonomy places the organism in Eukaryota, Metazoa, Arthropoda, Insecta, Diptera, Drosophilidae. Bases 519 to 2030 code for a protein of 503 amino acids. The record is from RefSeq and is a predicted model, not a curated record. Gene Ontology annotation, molecular function: protein dimerization activity; DNA-binding transcription factor activity, RNA polymerase II-specific; RNA polymerase II cis-regulatory region sequence-specific DNA binding.